Molecule: messenger RNA, 3428 nt
Organism: Culex quinquefasciatus (southern house mosquito)
Lineage: Eukaryota; Metazoa; Arthropoda; Insecta; Diptera; Culicidae
Product: serine/threonine-protein kinase phg2
Source: RefSeq, a predicted model, not a curated record
CGCUCACUCAGUUUGCGUUUGGAUAUCGGGUCGGCCGGAUCGGCGUCGUUGCGGAUUGUGUUUAGCGCGCGUGUUAGUCGCGAGAGUCGCCAAGUCGCACUGGGGAUAUUCGCGUCGCGGGUCGCGGUGUUUUGGAAACAAGUUUCGAGCGUGCGAGAUUCGCGUUCACACACGUGGGAAAACGAAGGGGAGAAGCGGUUUCCGAAGGGGGCUGUCCAUUUUUGGGCGAUUUCACGCCACAUUUUGUGCAAUAUAAUUUGGGCUGGUCUGGCGAUCGCGGUAGCGGUGUCGAAAGACACUUGUUUGAGGCGCGCUCCUAACAAUCAAAAGUGAAUCCGAAGCGCCCUUGGGAGUGCGCGAGUUUGGGUUGAAAGUGAGAAAAGUAGGUCUUCUGGAGAGUCGGUCAGCUGUUUACGGAUGAAUCACGGCUGCUUGUGGAGGUCGUCGUAGCUACAGAGUACGGAGAUAAAUCAUUAUCGCCUUUGUCACGUUUUUGUUUGUGUCCACGACAACGCAGAAGAGAGUUAGAAGGGUAUUUGGAGAGUGUAAUUUGAGCCGGGAAAGCUCGGUUCGGAUUUCUGAGGUGUUCACGUGAUUAGUUCUGCCAUUGGUUACUUGAAGAGUGUAGUGUCCCACAUAGCGAAGAAUUUGAAGUGGAUUCACGUGUAUCAUCGGGAAGAUAUGAAUUGUGAGUGAUCAAAAUGUUGACCAGCACCAGGAAGCCGGGACCUCCGGUGCCGCCGAGGCCAAGUGCCGCUGCGGUGGCCAAUGCGUUGGCCAAGCACCGUGAGAACUCUCCCAGUCAUCAGCAGCAGCAGCACCAGAUAUCGGGAGUUCACACGUUGAAGCCUCCCCAUCCGGGACGUACUGUGGUUUACAAGUCUCCGGCGUUUGAUCAGCAGGUGAUCAAAAAACCGCAAAGCGGCGAUCCCAGGGAACCGCUCGGUGCAUCCAAGACCGAGCUGUACGUCGGCGAGUCCCACGGAAUAUACAGCAACAAUGUUCCGCGACCUGUUCUGCCGCCGCCGCCAGCAACGACGAUUAGCACUAAUAACUCCAGCAACUUGGAAAACGGCAAAUUGAUGUACACUUCGACGUGCAGUAUAAUUGAGAUAAAUUCUUCCUCAUCGGCGUCCACGUCGGCAUCGUCCUCGCCAGUGUCCACGCUGCAAAAGACCGCGGACUCCAAAGCGACGAACCUCCUCGGAAUCGGUGGAGGUCACCGCAAUCAUUUUAAUUCCGCCGACGAAGAAGACGAUACCAGCAUCUGCCAAAAACAGCUCAAGAAUACCUACAACCACCGGCAUCAUCACCAGCUGCUGGAUCCGCUGGACAGCAGCUCCAACGACGGCGACCUGAUCGCCAUUAAGCGUAAUUCCCCAGAUGUAAUUGUGAUCAGUUCGUCCUCGGAGCAUGACAGCGGCACCGAGCACAACUCCAUGGACACGAACAGCAUCGCGAGCAGCAACUCGCUCGAACGGGAAAAUAACCUCAAAAAUCGGGAGCCAAGCCGAACAUCGCACCUGACCGAGAUCAUCAUCGGCUCGGACCUCGUUACCAACGGCGCAACUUCCACCUCCACGAUCAUCGAGGCCACCAACCACGUGAUACGGAGCUCCUCGAUCCCUCCCUACCGCCCAGAACCGGAAGGGGGCGAACACGUGACGCCCUCCAACGACGCCAACUCCGUGGUCAAAGUCACCCCGCCCCCAAUCGACCCCACAACCCUCGACUCCAAGCUCAGCGAGAAGAAGGUCGCGUUCCACGAGCUCCUCAUCUCGGAACUUACCGCAAUGCGAUCGGCGGCCGCAGCCGCCACCGGUGGCCACUCCGAUUCUAUCGUCCGGAGACAGCGUAAACCUCCGGAAAACCGAUCAUCGCCGGAAAUCUCGCCCACGGGAACGGCCCGCAUCCGUACGGCGGACUGGAUCGAAGUGGGUGACAACGGCAAGGAGGUCGUUCUGUCGAGCUGUCAAAUUAGUCUGGAGGAUUCGGGGCUGGAGGACGAGGGCAAGCACGAUGAGGACGGGGACGAUGAUGGGGGGUCGUCCGGCGUGGGGGACUCCUGGGAUAGCGUGAAGGAUGCUGAGGAACGCAUUACGAUGUCCCUGCCGGGACUGCCCCCACUGCCCAAGAGUCUCAGCGGAUUUGAUCUGGCCGGUCAGCAGCUCGCGUCGCACCAGCAGCACCACCACCAAAACCAUCACCAUCAUCAGCAGCACCAUCCCCCGCAGCAUCAACCGCCAGCACCCCCUCCACAAUACCAACAACAUCAGCAACACCAACAGCAGCAUCUGCAGCCUCCCCAGCAACAGCAACCUCACCCACAGCAGCAGCAGCAGCCCCUCCCUCCCUCGCUGAACCACCACCCGACGAAUCCGUUCAUCCCGAUCGGGGUCAACCUGCAGAGUGUCAGCAUGGCAUCGCUAGUGUCCCAGAGGGGCCAAUCGCCCGUCAGUAGCACCGUCAGCAGCAGCAGCAUGGCGGCAACCCCAAACAGUGGCAGUGGCAGCGGAGGAGGAGGAGGUGGGGGCAUCAGCGGUGGCAGUCAACAGGGAGCCGGCAGCGCCGUCCGGAAGCCAACCACACUCGACACCCAGCUGGCGAUCUUGCGGAGAGAAAUGUACGGUUUGCGGCAGCUGGAUCUGUCGCUGCUGUCGCAGCUGUGGGCCCUGAACGAGUCCAUCCAGGAGUUCCGGACGAUGCUGCAGGAGCAGGAAACUCUUUCGCCCCCCUCGCCCACGCCGUCCAACUCGGACGCCAACUCGGUCUCGUCGGACGACGACGAGGACGACUCGUCCAACACGCAGACGGUGGGCGCCGGUGCCAUCCUGACCAACCACCACCACAACCUGAUCGAGUCGGUGGCCGCGGCGUCGGUGCUCAGUUCGGCGGCGGCGCAAACGGCCAGCAGCAGGAUGCGGGCACCUCCGCCGCCGCCACCCAACCGGAAGGCCCCGUCGAGGCCCGUAUGAGAUAUUAGGUUAGUGUAGAUGACACACCCCCUUACAAAACAAAAACAACUCUCUCACUUUUAAAAAUGCUAGCCAAUACUACGUCUACAAAAAUCAAUUGAUAAACUCUCUUUUUGGAAGGGAUCCCAUACGACGGGAUCCAAAACCAUAAGUUGAACACAAACACGUGAAAGUCAAAAGUCAAUAGAACAAGACACAAAUUAGUUGUUGUGAGUAUUCGGAUUCGGAAAAGGUGCCGAAUCCAAUCAUCUCCCUGAAAAAAAAAACUUAAGAAGGUAUUUGCUUCUCCCCCGCAUCUUGUUCUUGUGUACAUAUUAAUUAAAACGUAAUUCUUAGAGUAUGUGACAAGCCGUAAUUCAUAAUAAAAAAAAAAACAACAUGUAAACUUUGUUCCAAAAUUGCGAAGCCGCGCGAAAUGUGAAGUUAAGUAAAAUAAAAAUACGUGAAACAAUA